This is a messenger RNA of Etheostoma spectabile (orangethroat darter), 3034 nucleotides long. RefSeq names its product GTPase IMAP family member 4. Lineage: Eukaryota; Metazoa; Chordata; Actinopteri; Perciformes; Percidae. The coding region runs from base 264 to 1295 and encodes 343 amino acids. The record is from RefSeq and is a predicted model, not a curated record. Gene Ontology annotation, molecular function: GTP binding. The transcript has 8 exons.
GCAGCAUAAUCAGCAUACCUGGACCUUCUCACUGCAUUGUUUAGCAACAUGGCACGUUAAGAUGUGUUGAGGGCAGGCCUGCACAGGCCUUACUGCACAACAGCAGGAAGAAGGGAUCACAUUCAACUUUGACCUCGUGUCAGUUGCGUCACGGCCUUCUUUGAGGAGGAUUAACUGACUACAGAGCAGUUCUGAGCAGACGUCGUGCUGUCACAUAUUCUCGCUAGCUUGACACAGGCUGAAAGUCUGUCAACUUCAGAGAAAUGGAGUGCCAAUGUGAAAAGGACAACGCUGAGGAUGCUGUUACAGACUGGUGGCUGACCAGCAACAACAUCCAAAUGGGAGCUUUUACUGUGGUGGGGUAUCUUCUCUACAGAUUCUCACAGACACUGCCAGCUCUGAUCCGAUGGCCGAUUCGUCUGUUCUGCACUCUAACCGGUCUGACGGCUCUUUGGAGUUGGGUGAGCCACCUAGUGGGAACCCUUCGUGGAAUCCAGAGCCUGUGGAACUGGCUGGCUGGAAUUUGGCGGUUUAUCGAAGCAUCUUCCUCCAAGUUCAAGUCGCUUGUUGGGGUCAACACGGAGAUGGAUCUGUCUAGCUGCACAGACAAACCAGGCCUAAGGCUGAUCCUCCUAGGGCCCAUGGGUGGAGGACGGACCUCCCUUGCAGAUACUUUGUUGGGCAACCGUGAGACAAAGGCACCCAUGGGUCCCCUAAUGGAGAGCACCAAGAGGAGGGCAGUAAUGGAUGGUAGAGAGGUUAUAGUGAUUGACACCCCAGAUCUUUUGGGGUUGUCAUUAGGGAACAACAACAGAGCCAGGGAAGCUCUGAGGAGCCUUCAGCUCACCGGUCCUGGACCACACGCCUUCCUGCUGGUGAUACGAGCUCCAGGCUCCAGCACAGAGAUCGACCAGGAUGUGGCUCAGGCAAUCCGAGCCACCCUAGAGCUUUUUGGAGAUGGGGUCGCGGGGUACAUUCUCCCAGUGCUCACACAUGCAGACUGCCUGGGUCGAAAGUGUACUGUAGAUCAGCUGCUUGAUGUGGACUCUGGUGAUUUGCAAAGGGCUCUGUCUCUAAGCAACGAAAGGCCAGAGCUGGUGGACAACAGGCCAGACUGCCCCCCAGAGGCACAGAGUGUGAUACGCAGGCAGCUGGUGGGCCGUGUGGUGGAGAUGAAGACACAGAGGGGGCAUUUUGUCCACGAGCUGCAGAGGAGGGAGGACCGCAUCAGGGAGGAGCUGCUAGCUGAUAUGGGCUCUGUCCUGGCUGGAAAACUGGGACACACAUGUGGAUAAGAGUGUGUGUGUGUGUGUGUGUGUGUGUGUGUGGUGAAAAAAGAAGGCAACAGGAUUCAUUCAAGUGUUAAACAUGCAAUUUUGACUUUAAGUGCAAGGGUGAAUCUUUGCCUAAGGUAUUUUGUAUAUUUGUCACUCUGCUGGUUCACCACUGUCGAAAUAAAUGUACGACUGCUGGUGGCCACCUUGUGUUUUCAACGUGCCACCAAUUCUUUUGGUUAGAUCACACACACACACACACACACACACACACACACACACACACACACACACACACACACACAACACACCACACACACACACACACACACACACACACACACACACACACACACACACACUUAAUUUUGCUAUUCUGAUGUGUUGUAAUUCUUCCAUGUCAGUAUAUUCUUUUGGACAGGCCUGCACCUCAUGUUUUCUUGCUCUGCUGCAGUGCUUGGCCCUCCACUUUCCUUCAUAAUUCAUAAGACAUCAAACUUUAAAGAUGAUCGGGGAAAAUAAACUGAAGUCAGCAGUCCUGUUUAAUGUUUUCUUUACUUUCUCCAGAGGCCUCUGAAAUAGCAUUUUGACAAGAUAAUUAAGAAUUACUAUCAACAAGUUCAAAUUCAAUUGCAGGUUUUAGAGUUUGUAAUUAUGUAGCUGUGAUCAUAAAAACAAAUCUACAUAUUGUCAACAAAUGAGUGAUAAGUUGAUAUAUGAUAUAAUUAUAUCACUAAAGCUACGAUUCUGUAACUGUAAAGGUAUCAAUGUUCUCUCAUUUUUAGGCGGGCAAAUUCGAAUGAGCUGAAACACAAGUAGAUAGAGCAUUCAACUAAACGGUGCAUACCUUCAACACACCAAUCAGGUUCCACAUGGGCAUGAGGAUGUAUAAACCUUAGCAAAGGAAAGAAAAUAAACCCCAGUGGUCUGCUGGUCUUUUGCCAAGUCUGACUUGAAAAGGAAUAGCUAGCCCCGGUCAUUAUGUACUAGCCUCUCUGGGAGCCAGGGACUAUUUACAGUGCUGCGCAGCCAAACAAAUAAACUACAAAAAUGAAAAAACAAAUAAAAACAAGGUUUUCCAGUGUCACUUUUGGGUAUAGCUUGUUACAGUUCAGUAAACGGAUGGGGGGGGAAACAGCAGCUAACUGGUCAGUGUUAGACUUGUUAGACAUUCUGCGCUAAAACACAAUACCAGCCAUUCAAAGUUUAUUCAAUUUGAAGACCACCUUCAAAAAGAAGAUCUCUUCUUCAUGGCUAAAUCAUCAGCAGUGCAGGAAAGUCACAAGAGGAAGAGAGAUCCAUUUUCUAUUGCAUCCACAUUAUUGUGGAUAUUAUGGGAUUAAUCAGGGCUGAUUGGUGGUGGUCCUAAAAAAACUUUUAUGAGUUUCCAUUGAUAGAAAGUGCCAAAGUCUUUUACACUUGCAUUGAAAAAUCCUUUUUAUUUUGACAUUGACUCAAAUGGCUCAUCAGACGGUCAAACAUAGUGGCAAACCUACUGAAAAUGAACAUCCGACUGUAACUAUUUAGCCACUUUUAGCUCUUUGUUUUACUUUUUCUGCCUGAACAACAUUCUCAUGAGUUUGCACGCCAAAGUAGAGCUAAAAAUCAAAGUGAAUGAUAUUUUGGUUGAAUUCUGAGCUACUCUCAAAAUGUAAAAAAAAUCAACACAAGAGGAACAACUCAUGUAUCCUUUCACAGCGUAACCUAACAAACGAUGGGCUGUGUCACAUUGUUUCAAUAAAGGAGACUGAAGAAGGCCA